GAGAGAGAGAGAGAGAGAGAGAGAGAGAGAGAGAGAGAGAGAGAUCUGUGCUUUGAUUUGACUGGAGAUCGAGGAUUGAGAAGUGAGAAUAUCGGAAUUCGGGGAAACAAAAACAAUAUAUUUCGUCUAAUCGUCUCUAUCCGUUUGUGGGAGAGUCAAAAAAGCGGAGACCACGCAGAAAGAGUUAGGAAGACAGCUUGGAUUUCUUUCUUUUGGUGAGAGAAGAUCUAGUGAGACGAGACUGAGAUCGAACGAAGCAGCUCUAUCUCUCACAGGCUUAGUCUGCAACUUUAAUGGCGGAUCGUCAAUCACCAGAAAAUUUUGCUUUGUCGGAGAAAAGUUUGGGGUUACUGGAUUAGGGUUUAUGGUUCGCGCCUUCUUCUUUUUAGCUUCAGUAUGAUUUGGACGAUCGGAGCAGAUCUAUAGGGUUCUGAGUUGGAUGAGGAGGUGGUUGGGGGAUGUUCGGGACGGAAUGGAUGGGGGGGACGAGAGUGGAAUAUGUUGAGACAUGAGGGUUCGGUAUAAGAGAAAUGGGGUGUGUGUUUGGAAGAGCGGUUUCGUCCGGGGUUGGUUCGGAGGUGAGGGAGAAGGAGAAGGAGAAGGAGGUUGAGCAGGAGAAGGAAAGGAACUUGUCUGUUCCAUCGGGGAGGAAAUUGCAGGUUACGGUGUCAAAGAUCGAGACCACUGAGGUUCAGAACGGGGAGAACCAGCAAGAGGAGAAGCAGGAUGGGAGUCACCGAUCACGUGGAGAAAGGAGAAGGUCGAAACCUAAUCCGAGACUCGGUAACCCACCUAAGCAUGUGCAUGGGGAGCAGGUCGCUGCUGGGUGGCCAUCUUGGCUCUCUGCUGUUGCUGGCGAGGCGAUUAAGGGUUGGACUCCUCGUCGGGCUGAUACCUUCGAAAAGCUGGAUAAGAUUGGGCAAGGAACUUAUAGCAACGUAUACAAAGCUAGAGAUAAUUUGACGGGGAAAAUUGUUGCACUAAAGAAGGUCAGGUUCGACAAUCUGGAGCCUGAAAGUGUGAAGUUUAUGGCUAGAGAAAUUCUAAUCCUUCGGCGACUUGAUCAUCCUAAUGUUGUGAAGUUGGAGGGUUUGGUGACAUCAAGGAUGUCCUGUAGUUUGUACCUUGUAUUUGAAUACAUGGACCAUGAUUUGGCUGGUCUCGCUGCAAGCCAAGGAAUCAAGUUCACAGAACCGCAGGUGAAAUGCUAUAUGCACCAGCUAUUGUCAGGACUUGAGCACUGUCACAACCGUGGUGUAUUACACCGUGACAUUAAAGGGUCCAAUCUCCUUAUUGACGAUGGAGGAGUACUUAAAAUAGCUGAUUUUGGGCUGGCAUCUUUCUUUGAUCCCAACCACAAGCACCCCAUGACUAGUCGGGUCGUCACACUGUGGUAUCGACCACCUGAACUUCUUCUAGGGGCUACUGAUUAUGGUGUAGGUGUGGAUCUCUGGAGUGCAGGCUGCAUUCUAGCUGAGCUGUUGGCUGGGAAGCCGAUCAUGCCAGGGCGUACAGAGGUCGAGCAACUGCACAAAAUUUUCAAGCUAUGUGGCUCUCCUUCUGACGAGUAUUGGAAAAAGUCAAAGUUGCCCCAUGCAACCAUAUUUAAGCCCCAACAACCAUACAAAAGAUGUAUAGCAGAGACUUUUAAGGACUUUCCACCAUCAUCUCUCCCUCUAAUUGAAACUCUUCUUGCAAUUGACCCGGCUGAACGGUUAACUGCCACGGAUGCAUUGCAGAGUGAGUUCUUCACAACCAAACCUUAUGCAUGUGACCCUUCAAGCCUUCCAAAAUAUCCUCCAAGCAAGGAGAUGGAUGCUAAACUGCGGGAUGAAGAAGCUAGAAGGUUGAGAGCUGCUGCCAAAGGCAAUGGUGAUGGUGUGAAGAAAACCCGUGCACGAGAUAGAGCUGUCAGAGCAUAUCCUGCUCCAGAAGCCAAUGCUGAGCUUCAAGCCAAUCUUGAUAGGCGGCGUCUCAUUUCGCAUGCAAAUGCUAAGAGCAAGAGUGAAAAGUUUCCUCCACCCCACCAGGAUGGUGCACUUGGUUUUCCCCUGGGUUCUUCAAAUCACAUUGAUUCUUCAUUUGAUCACCCUGAUGUUCCAUUCAGUUCCACGGUACUAUCAUAUCCCAAAGGGUCAAUACAGACUUGGUCUGGUCCAUUGAUGGAUCCUGCUGCUGUUGGUGCUCCAAGGCGUAAAAAGCAGAAUGCUAAUGAUGCUCGUGCCCCAAUUCACCCUUCAAAAACGCACAAAGAUAAGGGUGGUGUUCGCGUCAAAGGGUAGGAAGGCAUUGCAUAAAGAUGUCUGAAUGUCCAUGUGCUUAGAGUCUUGAUUCAUUUGUGCCGGUGUUGUUCCCAUGGAUGCUUGUACACUCCAAUACACAUGCCAUAAACGGGCCGGCAAAGCUAGUGAUGAAGAAAUUGUAUGGGGAGGGUAAUGCCUUUUUUUGCAUUUUUCCCAUUUUUCUGUUUUCUCUAUUCUUUUGGGGAGUGGGGAAUGGCUGGCAUUGUUACUAGGUCAAGAGGGUAAGCUUCCUUUAUUGUGUAUAUUUUUCAUUAUUUCAUACCUCGUGUUCAAAACAGAUUUACUGGACCUUCUGGUUAGGUUAGCAAAAAUCCAAUAAAUAUUUUUGGCUCAA
Molecule: messenger RNA, 2637 nt
Organism: Macadamia integrifolia
Lineage: Eukaryota; Viridiplantae; Streptophyta; Magnoliopsida; Proteales; Proteaceae
Product: probable serine/threonine-protein kinase At1g54610
Exons: 8
Coding region: 531-2282 (583 amino acids)
Biological process (GO): protein phosphorylation; positive regulation of transcription elongation by RNA polymerase II
Cellular component (GO): nucleus; cyclin-dependent protein kinase holoenzyme complex
Molecular function (GO): ATP binding; cyclin-dependent protein serine/threonine kinase activity; RNA polymerase II CTD heptapeptide repeat kinase activity
Source: RefSeq, a predicted model, not a curated record